AUGUUGCCUUACUUAUCCUACCUCAGUGCCACCGUGCUCGGUCUCGUACACGGCCCGCCGAGUCUAAGCUUAACUGCCGUGACCGGGAGGAACAACAUCUCGGUCUUGGAAUGCUGGCAGCUUACCUCGCCGUUCAUCAAAAAAGCAGGCAUGGAUGUGGUACGAAUGGGCGAUAUCGCAAAUGCGUCGUAUUACAGUAUCCCGCCGAAUUUCGACAACGGGCGGCACCCGGGGCCCGCAAAACAAUAUGUCUGGGUUAUCAGCGGCCUUAUGCAUAUCUCCUUGCCGAACGCCACGGAUGAAGUAAUCGUACACGGUGGCAGAUACGGGCUUAUGUAUAUCGACGACACGGCGGAUGUCUCGAUUUGGGGACACAGGACGACGUUUCCGGGAGACGACAGGACGAUUAUCCUUAUGAUUCCUGUUCGGGAUGAUAUUAACCCUCCCCAUUGGGUUUUAUACGAUGGACCCUGCAAGAUUGGGCCGGCGCCGGUUGGUACCGGAGAAUAG
Messenger RNA from Daldinia vernicosa, 510 nucleotides. RefSeq lists its product as uncharacterized. The record is from RefSeq and is a predicted model, not a curated record. The transcript is spliced from 2 exons. The coding region runs from base 1 to 510 and encodes 169 amino acids. NCBI's taxonomy places the organism in Eukaryota, Fungi, Ascomycota, Sordariomycetes, Xylariales, Hypoxylaceae.